This is a messenger RNA of Drepanopeziza brunnea f. sp. 'multigermtubi' MB_m1, 831 nucleotides long. RefSeq lists its product as uncharacterized. NCBI's taxonomy places the organism in Eukaryota, Fungi, Ascomycota, Leotiomycetes, Helotiales, Drepanopezizaceae. Gene Ontology annotation, cellular component: cytoplasm. Gene Ontology annotation, molecular function: aldehyde-lyase activity. The record is from RefSeq and is a predicted model, not a curated record.
AUGGCGACCACGAUGCAGCGGGCAAAUCGCUUAAAGACGGCUUUUGACGCAGCGAAGGGUCCCAGUAUGGGAUGUUGGCAGAUGUUUCCGGGGAGUAACGUCUCCAGGACUCUGGCUAGAACAGGUGUUGAUUGGGUAUUGGUUGACUGUGAGCAUGGAAAUAUGGACGAUGCGGCUAUGCACGAAGCUGUGCCUGCCAUAGCAGCCUGUGGUGUUAGCCCCAUUGUCCGGAUACCCGACAAUCAAGGAUUUUUGGUGAAGCGAGCACUCGAUUCUGGAGCACACGGUGUUCUUGUCCCUCUAUUAUAUACUGUCGAAGAUGCCAAAAAGCUCGUCAAGAGCGCCAAGUUCCCCCCGGCCGGUCAGCGUGGAUUCGGCUCUCCAUUUCCACACGAGCGCUUUUCUCCUUCUCUGGGCUCAACCGAUUAUCUGCAACAAGCCAACGAUGCUAUUCUCGUGAUGGUUCAAAUCGAGACCAAAGAAGCUCUGGAUGACGUCGAUGCUAUUGCCGCCGUCCCUGGCGUUGAUGUUUUGUUCGUUGGUCCCUUUGAUCUGGGGAACAAUAUCGGACACCCAAUUAUUGAGGGCAAGAUGGAUGACAAUUUGCAUGCUGCUAUCAAAAAAGUAUUAGAGGCUUCGAGGAAGGCUGGGAAGAAAGCGGGCAUCUUCUGUACAAGUGGGGACCAGAGCAAAGGCUAUGCGGACAUGGGGUUCGAUAUGAUCAGCUGCGCGACCGACGUGAUGAUCUUACAAGCAAGUGUUAUGGGUGCGCUAUACACGGCAAAGGGGUUGGGUGAAGUCCCAAAGCUUACUGGUCCUUACGGGAAAUAG